AUCAAAAAACCUCUUCUUGUGUCUCGCUCUCUCUCUCUCUCUCUCUCUCUCUCUCUCUCUCUCUCUCCUAAUUAAGCAAAGCCGCCAAAGAAGCACUCAACAAAAGCACUGACCCUAAAUCUCUCUCUGUCUCUCUCAAUUCUCCAAUAGAGAGAAUAAUGGCAUUUUCUCCUUCGAUCUCUCACUCGUCGAGCAUUCUAUCUCCAAACGCAUUGGCUCGUGAUGCGAAGCCCAGGAAGAUCUCUCCUACUCCAUCUCAGUGCUCAGCUGCUUCAUGUCUUCCUCAUUGUCCUCCUGUUUGCAGAGUGGGUUUUGUUUCCCAUCGAGGAAGAAGGGAGUCAUCUGUCCGCAUCUCUGCGUCAAUUACAGACACGCCAGUGGAGAAAUCCAUGGAAAAAGUUAAUCUUCCCAAAGGUGAUAUGUGGUCUGUUCACAAAUUUGGUGGCACUUGUGUGGGAACCUCUGAGAGAAUAAAAAAUGUUGCUGAGAUCAUUGUUAAUGAUGAUUCUGAAAGGAAAUUGGUAGUUGUGUCAGCAAUGUCAAAGGUGACAGAUAUGAUGUACAACCUCAUUUACAAAGCACAAUCACGGGAUGAUUCCUAUGUAUCUGCACUAGACGAUGUUUUGGAAAAGCACCGAUUGGCUGCUCUUGAUCUACUUGACGGAAAUGAUCUUGCUAGUUUCUUGUCCCGGUUGCAUCAUGAUAUUAAUAACCUCAAAGCUAUGCUUCGUGCAAUAUAUAUAGCUGGUCAUGCAACCGAAUCUUUUACAGAUUUUGUUGUAGGACAUGGAGAGUUGUGGUCUGCUCAGAUGUUAGCAUCUGUUGUUAGGAAGAGUGGCCUGAACUGUCAAUGGAUGGACACAAGGGAUGUGCUUAUUGUAAACCCUACUAGCUCUAAUCAAGUUGAUCCUGAUUUCUUAGAGUCUGAAAGGAGACUUGAAAAGUGGUUCUCCCAAAAUCCAUCUAGGAUAAUUAUAGCUACUGGUUUCAUAGCCAGUACACCCCAGAACAUUCCAACAACUUUGAAGAGGGAUGGAAGUGACUUCUCUGCUGCUAUAAUGGGUGCUUUAUUAAGGGCUCGUCAAGUCACUAUUUGGACUGAUGUUGAUGGGGUUUAUAGUGCAGAUCCACGAAAAGUUGGGGAGGCUGUUAUACUAAGAACAUUGUCCUAUCAAGAAGCGUGGGAAAUGUCGUACUUUGGGGCAAAUGUUUUACACCCCAGAACCAUCAUUCCUGUGAUGAGAUAUGACAUUCCAAUUGUGAUAAGAAAUAUAUUCAAUCUCUCUGCGCCCGGAACAAUGAUAUGUCAACCUGGUGUUGCUGAAGAUGAAGAUGGUCAGAAACUGGAUUCUCCUGUAAAAGGAUUUGCAACAAUUGACAAUUUGGCUCUUGUAAAUGUUGAGGGAACUGGAAUGGCUGGUGUUCCUGGCACUGCAAGUGCUAUUUUUGGUACUGUGAAAGAUGUUGGAGCUAAUGUCAUUAUGAUAUCCCAGGCUAGUAGUGAGCAUUCUGUGUGCUUUGCUGUACCUGAGAAGGAAGUGAAUGCUGUUGCUGAGGCUUUACAGUCUAGAUUUCGUCAAGCUUUAGAUGCUGGACGUCUUUCCAAGGUGACACUUUCUUCUCUUAUUCUUAUUUCUUUUCUCAUUAUAAUGCAGGCUAAUAUUAAUGUCCGUGCCAUAGCUCAAGGUUGCUCUGAAUAUAAUAUAACUGUAGUUGUCAAGCGUGAAGAUUGUAUACGGGCUUUAAGAGCAGUUCAUUCGAGGUUUUAUCUCUCAAGAACAACAAUAGCAAUGGGAAUUAUUGGACCUGGUUUGAUUGGUGCAACCUUACUUGACCAGCUCAGAGAUCAGGCUGCUGUCCUCAAGGAAGAAUUUAACAUUGAUCUACGUGUUAUGGGGAUCACAGGAUCAAGGAGAAUGCUCUUAAAUGAUGCGGGAAUUGACUUGUCAAGGUGGAGAGAGCUUCUGAAAGAGAAAGGAGAAGUAGCUAAUCUGGAGAAAUUCACUCAAUAUGUGCAUGGAAAUCACUUCAUACCAAACACUGUUUUGGUUGAUUGUACAGCAGAUUCUAAUAUUGCAAGCUGUUACCACGAUUGGUUGCGAAAAGGAAUUCACGUUAUCACUCCAAACAAAAAGGCAAAUUCAGGACCACUAGAUCAGUACCUGAAGUUGAGAGCUCUUCAAAGGAAAUCCUACACACAUUACUUCUAUGAAGCAACAGUAGGAGCUGGCCUUCCAAUUAUUAGCACCUUAAGAGGUCUACUUGAAACCGGGGACAAAAUAUUGAAGAUUGAGGGUAUUUUCAGUGGAACUUUGAGUUAUCUCUUUAACAACUUCACAGGCACUCGAAAUUUCAGUGAAGUUGUGGCAGAAGCAAAACAAGCCGGGUAUACUGAGCCAGAUCCAAGAGAUGACCUCUCUGGAACAGAUGUUGCCCGAAAGGUGAUAAUUCUCGCCAGAGAAUCUGGUUUAAAAUUGGAACUUUCUGAUCUCCCUGUUCGAAGUCUUGUGCCAGAACCACUAAGGGCUUGUGCAUCUGCUGAUGAAUUUAUGCAAAAAUUACCCCAAUUUGACAAAGACUUGGCAAAGGAAAGACAAGAAGCUGAAGAAGCAGGAGAAGUCUUGAGAUAUGUUGGAGUAGUGGAUGCUGUUAAUGGAAGGGGGAAUGUGGAGUUGCGAAGAUACAGCAAAAACCAUCCAUUUGCACAGCUCUCAGGUUCUGACAACAUCAUAGCCUUCACAACUACAAGGUACAAGGCGCAACCUCUCAUAGUCCGCGGACCUGGUGCUGGGGCACAAGUCACUGCUGGGGGAAUAUUCAGUGACAUAUUGCGGCUGGCCUCCUAUCUUGGUGCCCCAUCAUAGUGGUAGUUACUUCCUCCAUUUAGGAUUCAGUUCUACUGCCCUCCUUAGGUCUUAUCUACUAGUUGAGAGAUUUUUUCGUGAAGUUUGGUCCGUAUUGAUAUAUUUCCAACUGGAAUAACAUGAAAUUAAUCUUGUAGCUUCAGGAAAAUGUAUCAUUCUCUUGAAAAAGCACACGGGACUCCAACAGUCGUAUAGAUUGGAUGGGUUAUGGUAAUUUAAAGCUUUUUUUUUAUUACUA
Messenger RNA from Carica papaya (papaya), 3102 nucleotides. NCBI's taxonomy places the organism in Eukaryota, Viridiplantae, Streptophyta, Magnoliopsida, Brassicales, Caricaceae. The record is from RefSeq and is a predicted model, not a curated record.